GUAAGUAUUAAGCCUGCAUGCUCGAACUUUAAAUUCUGUUUUCAUUAUAAAAGAUGCACUCCCUGGGGCGUUAUGUUCUUAUACUUAUGUUGAACGCAACAGAGUACCCAAAAAAACUGUGCGGCAAAAACGUUUUCCGGUUCUUGAUUCGCUUGACCGAAGCUCGCAAAUUUAAACAGCGCUAUUACGGCUUUAGUCCACUCUGUGCACCGACUCUUGAUUACCACAUUUGUACCGCGCACCGACGAUACCUGGCUUCCACUAACAGUGCGAAAUGUUCUCGUCUUUGCGCUGAUGCCGUAUAAAGCUGCGCUUAUCGCUGUCGUAAACAAGCGCAACAGCUUUAAUGACCAUAAGAUUGCAGUAUAUUUAUCGCAAUCUUCUAGCUGCCAGGUUUUAUGCGCAGUGCAAUUUGUACUUAUGGAACGCUAUGCUAAACGAGAUAUUCAUUCUGUAAUCAUCCCUGUAUUGCGGAAUUUCUUAAUGUUCUGACACUGAAUUAUAUAUUCCCAUGAGCAGCUCGACGCACGUGCCACCUGUUGAUAGCGAGAAUGCCAUUAAUGCGUCGUCCGAUCCGCUCGAAUCAAACAAGGUUUUCACAAUAUUCAAAUACGAGGAUGUACCGUGCGAGGAGAAUUUGUGGUGGUUGUUCCUUCUGUCCUGCGUCGCCUUCCCAACCACUAUGUUACUAUGCCUGGGAACAUGGCGAUGUAUUCGGCGGUUGGUGCAGGGACGACAUCCUCUGGGUUACCAACCGGUUAACAUGCGCGUACAACCAACCCUGUCCCGCUCUAUGACCACCCUUCUCGGCGGAUCGACAAUGCUGAAUGCCGAUACUUUCAGUAUUAAUCGAGAUGGGAGUUUUAUAUCCCAUCCAAAAAUUUCCGUUAUUGAUCCAUCAGGUCAUCUCAUUAUGCACGAGCCGGUACUGGAAGCGCCGUUACCGGAAAUGCACUGGUCAACCACUAUUCAAAAAACGGCAAGCGAAAUUGUGUCCGCUCAAAGCGUCACCGGAAAGAUUGCGGUUGUCAUUAUGUUCAUCGUGAGUAUGGUUUCACUUGCCUUAUAUUUUCUGGAAGUUACGAAUUCGCACAGUAUGGUAAUGAUAUGGGAAAAGUGUGCUCCCUGGACAACACGCCUGGACUGGCAACUGGAGUUUGUUUGCAGUGUCUAUUUGUUGUUGGAUUAUUUUAUACGAUUUGUUGCCUCGAGUAAUAAACUUCGCUUCAUGUUUGAAGUGUUCAGCCUUGUGGAUUAUUUUACUAUUCCACCGGCAUUCCUAGUGAUUUUUCUCAAUCACCACUGGACAGGACUUCGUUUCCUGCGAGCUCUAUAUGUGAUAUCCAUACCAGACAUUUUGCAGUAUUUCAGUAUUUUAAGGAGAAGUGCCCAUAUCCGUCUCGCACAAUUGUUAUGUUGGUUAUCUGGCGUCAUAUUCGUCAGUGCCGGCUUGAUCCAUAUGGUUGAAACAUACGGCGAUCCACACCUGGAGCAUACAAACGCCGCCUUACGUUCGUAUUGGGAAUACGUUUAUUUUGCUGUGGUUUCGAUGAGCACAGUUGGCUACGGCGACGUCGUACCUGUGACAAGACUGGGAAGGUUUAUUACGGUUAUCUUUAUCCUCUUUGCAUUUACGGUAUUUGCGGCAUCAGUUCCUGAGUUGUACCGUUUUCUGGGUAGUCACAAACGGUACAGCACCAGCUACCAUAUUUCCCGCGGCGUCAGGCAUGUGGUUGUUGCCGGACAGAUGUCUGUCCAUUCCAUGGAGAAUUUUCUCCGUGUAUUCUUCAACACACAAGGAUACACCACGGAUUUGCAGAUAGUUUUUGUUAGUCGAGUCGAUCCGGACUUGGAAAUGGAAGCGCUGCUGAAGCGCAAUACGACCAGGGUGUUUUACAUCCAAGGCUCCUUAUUACAGCCGGAUGAUCUAGUUAAAGUCAAAAUCAAGGAUUGUGCGGCUUGUUUGCUGUUAGCUGACAGAAAUGCCAGUAACCCUACAGCCGAAGAUUCCCGCAACGUGAUGUCGGUUAUUUCCGUCAAGAACGCGUGCGCAGCAACACGGUGCUUGGUGCAGCUGCUACAAAGCCGAAGCACGACACAUGUGCGCAAUAUUCCCGGCUUUUGUGAGACCACUGGAGAUUCUGUGAUCUGCGUUAGCACCUUGGGAUUGGGUCUCCUUGCGCAGAGCUGCUUGGCUGCUGGAGCUUCGACUAUGCUCUGCAAUUUGUUCAACCCGGCAUGCCGAACUCAUGAUUAUGAGAAUGAGACUAUAAAGGAUUAUACGCGUGGAAGCCAAAUAACGCUGUUCAUGGAACAUUUGAGUGAUUAUUUUGACGGGAAAUCAUUUGUCGAUGCGGCAAAAACAUGCUAUUUAAAACUGAACAUACUGCUGAUUGGAAUACUGGAGCAUGAUACGGAAAGGCCAUCCGGAACGGUUUUGUUGAACCCGACCAUUGUGGUACGAACCGGUCACGUUGGCAUAUUUCUUGCCAAAUCAGCAGAAGAAGUCAGCAAAGCGUGGUACAUCUGCAGCCAGUGUCAUUCGGAUGUGACCAACUACCAUAUAUCUCACUGUGGAUGCGAAAGUAGGCAGCCGACGCCUGCUAUGAUAGCCGCAAGAAAUCCACUGGAACGUUUUCGUAAUUUUACAACCUACGGAAACUUCCGGUGCCGUAGCGGAACAACACUUCCUAAAGGAUGGGAAAAAGCUAUGAUAAGGGUGAUGCAGUCGCAUCCUUCAACGGCUUCGCUGCACAAAUCUUCCAUUGUGGACAAUCCAUUUGAACGUAUUCACCAUCUCGAAGCAAUCGAAGAAGAUGCGGAGCACGAGUUUCUCGGCUUGACGUUGACGGCAAAAAAUCAUAGCGAACCGGCGCUGACCAGUCAUACGUUUUCGGAGAACACGAUUAGUGCACAUAAAACGACAUCAAGCGACGAAUCCGUUCUGGACGUUACCAAAGCAUUCUAUUCCUGCUCUGCCAAACCGUAUAAAUCGGUUAUGCUGAGUCGGAGUAAGGCGGCAAAGCGAGGCUUCACCGAUCACAUUUUAGUGCUUGUUUUAGCCAAACCCAAUGAUCCGCCGAUUGGCUUUCAGGAUUUUAUUUUGCCAUUGCGUUCCACAAAGAUCAAACACGAGAAUCUCAAAGAAGUUGUCUUACUGGGGGAUCCAGAUUACCUAGAAAAAGAGUGGUACAAAAUCCGAAAUCUGCCAAAAAUUACUCUUGUUAAGGGUGAUCCACUGGAUCGAGCCGAUCUACGAGCAGUGUCCAUUAAAACGUGCGCCAUGUGCGUAAUUCUUCCGUCGCGAUCGGGCAGUUCAGAGGACCCGGUGCUGGAUGAUAAGGACGCCAUUCUGGCUUCCCUCAAUAUUAUGGCCAUGACCUUUGAGCGUUCUGACGCGCGCAGCCGGUCUGCGUCGGUUGUAACUCCUCUCCCAUUUAUUCGCAAGACAAUCAAGGAAGGCUUUGAAGUUCCUAUGAUUUGCAUUUUGUAUCGUGAUAUCAAUAUUCCGUUACUGGAUACCUACGAUCCGGAAAAAUUAACGAAUACGGAAGUGCUGUUGAUGGAGCCAUAUGUGUGCGGUUACGCAUUACCGCUCAGCGCACUGGAUUCCAUUUUGAUCAAGAGUUUCUUCAAUCCCUACGCGCUGGAGCUCAUAAAGGCGCUGCUGUUUGGCGAUAUGAGUGCGCUGACAGAAACCUUCUUGACAGAAGGUAUUGGAUUAAUCAGCGGUGAAGUUCCUGCAUCUGAAGCCGGAGUGACUGCCGGGCGGGCCGGAAAUAGCCAACUCCGACUGAUCAACCUAAUGGAACCACCAUUAGGUUACCGAAUUCCAGGAGGCUGGUCGUAUGGAUCCUUGUUUUCCGAAGCCAUUGCUCACGGUAUGAUCUGCCUGGGACUGGCCAGGAGGGUUUUCCCCGACGCAACGGGAUCCCGCUCUACUAAACGAUGUGUGAUAACAAGUCCACCGCCGACUUUUCAACUACGCUUUGAUGAUCUGGUUUAUGUUUUGUCUAGUUAAUUAGCCCAUAAUUUGGACAGCUUUAGAUUUCCUUGAAUUUGGUAUUUCUGGUACUUAUUUUAAUUGAGUACUAGUCCAGUUUUCUGUGGUGCAAAGCUGAAUGUACAGUACAAAUCGCUGAUAAGAAGGUCACAAAAAGUAGAAUAAAACUGACCC
This is a messenger RNA of Paramacrobiotus metropolitanus, 4177 nucleotides long. RefSeq names its product calcium-activated potassium channel slowpoke-like. The transcript has 23 exons. NCBI's taxonomy places the organism in Eukaryota, Metazoa, Tardigrada, Eutardigrada, Parachela, Macrobiotidae. Gene Ontology annotation, molecular function: large conductance calcium-activated potassium channel activity. Gene Ontology annotation, cellular component: membrane. Bases 512 to 4021 code for a protein of 1169 amino acids. The record is from RefSeq and is a predicted model, not a curated record. Gene Ontology annotation, biological process: potassium ion transport.